AUGCGUUCCGCCAAAGCUGUUGUCUCCGAGAAGCUAACUCGACACGGAAAACUAGCCCAAAAGAUGUCGUACGGUACUUCCGCAGGGGCUCAGCACACAUUGACAGGGUUGAAGCGGUGGUCGGUCGCUAAUAGGGAGCUUCCCGCUAUCUCGCAAGUUAAGGCCAUACAUGUUUAUGAUUUCGAUAAUACAUUAUUUCAAAGUCCCCUCCCCAACCCUCAAAUCUGGCAUGGAAGUACUAUUGGACACCUGCAAUCGGAAACACACUUCGCCAAUGGCGGUUGGUGGCAUGAUCCAAAUAUCCUUUCGGCUACGGGCCAGGGAAUGGAAAAGGAAGAACCACGCGCUUGGCAGGGAUGGUGGAAUGAAAAUAUCAUGCGACUGGUGAGACUCAGCAUGGAGCAAAAGGAUGCUGUGACGGUUCUCCUCACAGGCCGCAAUGAAGCAGGCUUUGCCGAUGUCGUCAAGCGCAUGGUGGCCAGCCAGAAGCUGGAGUUCGAUAUGAUUUGUCUUAAGCCCGAUGUUGGACCUAAUGGGCACCGGUUUCCCUCAACCGGCGUAUUCAAACACACAUUCCUCGAGGACCUGAUCUUCACUUAUGGCGAGGCCGAAGAAAUUCGGGUGUACGAGGACCGACCAAAGCAUGUCAAAGGAUUCCGUGAUUAUUUGGACAACAUGAACAGGUCACUGCAUGCAUCUGCCGAUACCCGGAAACCCAUUACGGCCGAGGUCAUCCAGGUAUCCGAGGAAUCAACCUACCUUGACCCAGUAACUGAAGUGUCCGAAGUGCAGCGCAUGAUCAAUUCGCACAAUGGUACCAUGCAGAACCCAUCUGUGGGGAAGUACAAGGGCUUUCAUCGAUACAUGCGUAUCAAGCGUACAGUCAUUUACACUGGAUAUUUAAUUUCUCAAGACGACUCCCAGCGCAUACUUGAAGAAGUUCUUGCCCCAAUUUUACCUAAUGGGCUUUCUGAAGACGUCAAGUUAAUGGCUAACAAUGUCCUGAUAACCCCCCGUCCGGCUCCAAAUUCGGUCUUGAAUCAAGUCGGUGGCCUUGGGAAGAAACUAAAAUGGCAGGUUACUGGAACGGCGGUCUCCGAAAAUAGGAUCUUCGCUGCCCGUGUCACACCAGUCCCGUCAACAGAGCAGAUCUACUCUGAGAACCCUGUGCCUCUGAUUGUUCUAGCCAUUCGUAAAGGAGCUCGUCCUGUUGAAGCGUCCAGAAUCACCAACUGGGAGCCUGCUACACCAAGUCAAACAUUAACAUUUGAUACUGUUGUUGGAGAGAAGGUAGUUCUGCGCGUUGAAGAUGAUGACAGGGCCGGUGGUCCUCCAUCUGCUCCUAAGAAUUUCAAGAAGCGUUACCAUCAAUAUUAUGAAGAUGAUGCCCCCAACCCCAAAAUCGCCGCCCAUGGUGGCAAUUAUGAGAACCAAGAUCACAGCUUUCACCCAUACCCACAGCGAUCUUCGGGGGAUUACCGGGGUCACAAUGAGGAGAACGGCAACCAACGUGGUGCUUACCGGGGUAGAGGACGUGGUCGGGGACGUGGGCAAUUCCGUGGCCGAGGUCGUGGUCGUGGUCGCGGAGGUCGUGAUCGAGAAGGUGGUUCAAAUCCUUACUACAAGUCACUGGAUGACUACGGCAAUAACCCGUAUGAAGGAUCGCAUGAGAACAAGGGAGGCCACGGUGGUGGUGGAUUUCAAAUGGAUUACUGA
Penicillium malachiteum is the source of this 1716-nucleotide messenger RNA. Its product is annotated as rRNA 2'-O-methyltransferase fibrillarin-like protein. Gene Ontology annotation, cellular component: small-subunit processome; box C/D methylation guide snoRNP complex. Gene Ontology annotation, molecular function: histone H2AQ104 methyltransferase activity; RNA binding; rRNA methyltransferase activity. The transcript has 5 exons. Gene Ontology annotation, biological process: box C/D sno(s)RNA 3'-end processing; rRNA methylation. Lineage: Eukaryota; Fungi; Ascomycota; Eurotiomycetes; Eurotiales; Aspergillaceae. The record is from RefSeq and is a predicted model, not a curated record. The coding region runs from base 1 to 1716 and encodes 571 amino acids.